AUGGCGCUCACAUCAUAUGUCUGCUCCAAUUGCAGGCAUUCAUAUGGAUUGAAAGCAUCUCUACGCAAUUUCUCCUCCGCCCGACGCAAUCGAGACGUGUUGCGCCCCGCAACAGCUCCAAAGCCCACGCCGGACGUUAAGCACAUCCGCCAGAAUGCAGACCUCUACGCCCAAAACUGUAUAGAUCGCAACUAUGCAGCCCACGCUGGGUACCCGUCGAAGAUCCAACAGUUAUCAGAGGAAGCCCGACAACUCGACCAUGACCUGAAAACCCCUCGAUCCCGCAUCAAGCAAUUAGAAAAAACCAUCGCCAAACUACACUUUGCGACCCGCCAAGAUACCAGUAAUGGCACCACCAGCGAGAAGAGCCCCAGUCCAAGCGAGGAACUGGCCGCUCUCAAGUCCGAAGCUCAGCGCUUAAAAGACGACUCCCAGGCCAUGACAGACCGCAAAGCGACGUGCACCGAUGAGAUCAAUCGACUAGCCCUCUCCCUUCCAAACCUCUCCUCACCAUUCACACCCAUCGGACACGACCCUAGUCUCGUACAAUACAUCAACUUCAACCCCCACGAACCCCCCUCCUGGACCCGCCAGUCCCCCGCCGAGCUCCAAGCCCGGUCGCACGUCACCAUCGGCACCGAGCUCAACCUCCUCGACUUCGCCAGCUCAGCCACAACAACAGGAUGGGGCUGGUACUUCCUCAUCAACGAAGGCGCCAUGCUAGAGCAAGCCCUUGUUCAAUACGCACUGGGCGUCGCCAGACGCCGCGGCUGGAAAACCGUCGCCCCGCCCUCCAUCGUCUACUCCUACAUCGCCGAAGCCUGCGGCUUCCAGCCCCGCGACCAGCACAACGAGCAGCAGAUCUGGUCCAUCGAGCAGAGCGAGCGCGACCGCAAUACCAAGCCCCAGCGCUCUCUAACCGGCACUGCCGAGAUCCCUCUCGCAGCCAUGUACGCCAACCGCGAUAUCAACGCCGCAGACCUGCCCAUCAAGCUCGUCGGCGCGAGCCGCUGCUACCGCGCCGAGGCUGGCUCCCGCGGCGUCGACACAAAGGGCCUCUACCGCGUCCACGAGUUCACCAAGGUCGAGCUCUUCGGCUGGACGGAUAGUGUAGACGGUGCAACUGGCGUCCCCACCUCAGACGAUAUGUUCAACGAGCUGCUGGACAUGCAGAAGGAGAUCCUUACCUCGCUUCAUCUCCCUUGCCGCGUCUUGGAGAUGCCGAGCGGAGACCUGGGUGCCAGUGCCACGCGCAAGCGUGAUAUCGAGGCUCUUUUCCCGUCUCGACUCCGCGCGGCAUCUAACGCUAACGCCACCCCUGUCGACCCCGAAAUCCAUCAUCUGGAAUCAGCCUGGGGCGAGGUUACCUCUGCUUCUAUCUGCACGGAUUACCAGAGUCGCCGGCUGGCGGCUCGUGUCCGUGGUGGUGCGGCUAAGGACUCGCGGUUCCCGCAUACCGUUAACGGCACUGCUAUGGCCGUUCCGCGGGUGCUGGCUGCGAUCAUGGAGAAUGGAUGGGAUGCCGAACGCGGCGUUGUCGUCAUUCCUGAGGUUUUGCGGCCUUGGAUGGAUGGCAUGGAGACUAUUGGUCAGAAGUAG
Penicillium paradoxum is the source of this 1599-nucleotide messenger RNA. Its product is annotated as putative serine--tRNA ligase DIA4. Gene Ontology annotation, cellular component: mitochondrion. The record is from RefSeq and is a predicted model, not a curated record. The coding region runs from base 1 to 1599 and encodes 532 amino acids. Lineage: Eukaryota; Fungi; Ascomycota; Eurotiomycetes; Eurotiales; Aspergillaceae. The transcript has a single exon. Gene Ontology annotation, biological process: mitochondrial seryl-tRNA aminoacylation. Gene Ontology annotation, molecular function: ATP binding; serine-tRNA ligase activity; tRNA binding.